Messenger RNA from Drosophila albomicans, 320 nucleotides. Its product is annotated as proteinase inhibitor-like. The record is from RefSeq and is a predicted model, not a curated record. Lineage: Eukaryota; Metazoa; Arthropoda; Insecta; Diptera; Drosophilidae. Gene Ontology annotation, molecular function: serine-type endopeptidase inhibitor activity. The transcript has 2 exons. Bases 54 to 296 code for a protein of 80 amino acids.
AAUUUGUAUAAAUCUAAUUGUUUCUUCCAUAAAUCGUUCUCCUGUUUUCCAAAAUGAAGACUUCUCUGCUGCCAGUGUUUGCUUUACUUUUAGUAUAUCUGAUGACCAGCUACGCUUAUAAUGCUAAGAAGUGCGAUGCUAAACCCAGUGAAACAGGACCGUGUAAGGCGGCGUUUCCAAUGUGGCGUUUUAUAAAGGCUACACGACAGUGUGAAUCCUUCCUAUAUGGUGGAUGCAAAGGAACGAAGAAUUUAUUUGAGGAUGAAGAAGAAUGUAUAGCACAUUGCUUAACUUAAGGACUUAGCGAUUUAAUUUUCAAA